AUGAAACCAGCCACCAUAUUUUGUUCGUUAUUCGUUUUGGUUACUCUCUUGGAUUGUUUCGUUCUUUCGGUCCAUCUUACUUCGAAUUUACAUGCUAGGAAUGUAAAUGAAACAAAUUCACCGUCUUCAUAUUAUUAUAAACAAUUUAUUGAUCACCAUAAUAAGUUAUAUGGAACUUUUUCUCAAAAAUUCUUCGUUAAUUCUACUUAUUAUAAGCCCGGUGGUCCUAUUUUUCUCCAUACACCUGGUGAAGAUUCAAUUGAUCCUAUGGUAGUUAAAGCUUCUGGAGUCAGUGAAAUUGUCGCAAGUUUCAAUGGAUUGCUUAUUGUUAUUGAACAUCGUUAUUACGGUGAAAGUUACCCACCGAUUAAAAAUCUUACCACUCCAAAUAUGAAAUUCUUAACUGUUAACCAAGCACUUGCUGAUUUUGCUGAGUUUAUAAAAAAUCCACCAACUGACAUAAUAAAGAUUCCUAAAAAUGCUAAGUGGAUUUUUGUUGGAGGUUCAUAUGCUGGAAAUUUGGCAACAUGGAUGCGCAAGAAAUUUCCUAAACUCGUAUUUGCUGCUUGGGCUUCUUCAGCUCCUUUACUCACAAAACUCGAUUUUUUCGAAUAUGAUCUAGCAAUUGGUCAUGCACUUCCAUGUCGCGAUAGAGUUGCAGAUGCAUUUAAAUUAUUUAUUGAUCCAAUUUUAUUAUCUGGGAACCGUACACAGAUUGCAUCCCUUAAAUCACAAUUCGGUCUUGAUGUUUUAGAUGAUGAUCAAGAUUUUGCUUCAGCUAUUAGUUAUCCAAUUACUUUGAUGGUUCAAUCAUAUUUUCCACCUACUUCUCCUUCAGAAAUUGAUACUAUUGCAACAUUUUGUGGUGCAUUCGCCAAAGCUCCUGAUAAUAAACCAGAAACUUCAACACUAAUUUUGGCUCAAGUUAUCAAAUUCUAUUUGAACACAACUGGACUUGUUACUCCUGAUGCUAUCAAAAAGAUCUUUGCUACUUCAGCACUUACUACUUCGAUUGUACCUAACAAUUUAGUUUCAUUCUUAUAUCAGUACUGCACAGAGUUUGGUUGGUAUCAAACAGCGCCAAAACCACCAAAACAAAGGUUUCGAUCACAAAUCGUCGAUAGGGAAUAUUAUCAAAAACAAUGUAACUUUUUGUUUCCUGAAAUUCCACCACCACAUGUUAAAAAAAUUAAUCACCGAUUUGGAGGAAAUACUGGUGAAUUUGAUCCAUGGAAACCUCUGACGAUUAGUGAAUCAACUCAUAAAACUAUCUCACGAAAUACUGUUUUCUUAAUCAAAAAUGCAUCUCAUAUUAAUGAUUUGAGAUUUCCAACAUCUGUCGACAAUGAUUCAUUGAAAUGUGCAAGAAAAUUCAUUAUAGAAACUUUGGCUAAAUGGUUAUGCUUGAAAUGUAUCACUGAUGUAUCAGGAUUUGUAAAAUGCCA
This is a messenger RNA of Cetraspora pellucida, 1445 nucleotides long. The record is from the annotation of a GenBank genome assembly. NCBI's taxonomy places the organism in Eukaryota, Fungi, Glomeromycota, Glomeromycetes, Diversisporales, Gigasporaceae.